GUUUGUUUCUCACUUUCUCAGGAACCUUAAAAGAUCACUCUUCUCUUUCACUCGCUUCUCAUCUUUUAACGGUACAACGAAAUUUAUGAAGCUGAGAGAAGAAGACAUUAAUGGCGGUUUCUGCAGGGGCUUUAGCUUUUCCUGCUUUAUCCGUUCGCGCCACUCUUAAUCCUGAGAUUAAAGAUGAACAAGCGAACAUCAGCAGCACUACUUCUUCUUCCCAGAAAUUCACUUACAGUCGAGCUUCUCCCGCCGUCCGAUGGCCACAUUUGAAUCUCCGUGAGAUUUAUGAUUCCACACCUUCACAAACUCUUUCUUCUCCGGUUUCUCCCAUCGCCGGUACACCGGAUUCAGGUGAUGUCGUCGAUUCAAUUGCCUCCCGCGAGGAGCAAAAGACGAAAGAUGAAACCGCCGUGGCGACUCGGAGAAGGAGAGUGAAGAAGAUGAAUAAAGUGGCGUUGAUUAAGGCUAAAGACUGGAGAGAGAGAGUCAAAUUUCUGACGGAUAAGAUUCUAAGCUUGAAAUCUAAUCAGUUCGUUGCUGAUAUUCUCGAUGCUCGUCUUGUUCAGAUGACUCCUACUGAUUACUGCUUCGUCGUGAAAUCAGUUGGUCAAGAGAGUUGGCAACGAGCUCUUGAGGUUUUUGAGUGGCUCAAUCUCCGUCAUUGGCACUCUCCUAACGCUCGGAUGGUGGCUGCUAUACUCGGUGUUUUGGGACGGUGGAAUCAGGAAUCCCUUGCGGUGGAGAUUUUCACUAGGGCUGAGCCAACCGUCGGAGAUAGGGUUCAGGUGUACAACGCAAUGAUGGGGGUUUAUUCACGUAGUGGUAAGUUUUCGAAAGCACAAGAGCUGGUCGAUGCAAUGCGUCAGAGAGGGUGUGUUCCAGAUCUUAUUAGUUUCAAUACUCUUAUCAACGCUAGGCUUAAAUCUGGUGGGUUGACUCCGAAUUUGGCUGUUGAGUUAUUAGAUAUGGUGAGGAAUUCGGGUCUUAGGCCUGAUGCUAUCACUUACAACACUCUUCUUAGUGCCUGUUCGCGGGAUUCGAAUUUGGAUGGUGCAGUGAAGGUUUUUGAGGAUAUGGAAGCUCAUCGGUGUCAGCCUGAUUUGUGGACUUAUAAUGCUAUGAUUUCUGUUUAUGGAAGAUGUGGGCUUGCUGCUGAAGCUGAGAGGCUCUUCAUGGAGCUGGAGCUUAAAGGUUUUUUCCCUGAUGCAGUGACAUACAACUCUUUGCUGUAUGCGUUUGCCAGAGAAAGAAAUACGGAGAAGGUGAAGGAGGUGUACCAACAGAUGCAGAAAAUGGGGUUUGGGAAAGAUGAGAUGACAUACAACACGAUCAUUCACAUGUAUGGCAAGCAGGGACAACUUGAUCUUGCGCUACAGCUUUAUAAGGACAUGAAAGGUUUGUCGGGUAGGAACCCUGAUGCUAUUACUUACACUGUUUUGAUCGAUUCUCUUGGAAAAGCAAACCGAACAGUGGAAGCCGCAGCUUUAAUGUCUGAGAUGCUUGAUGUUGGGAUCAAACCAACUCUGCAGACAUACAGUGCUCUUAUCUGUGGUUAUGCCAAGGCUGGAAAGCGAGAGGAGGCUGAGGAUACUUUCAGUUGCAUGUUGCGCUCAGGCACUAAACCUGAUAAUUUAGCGUAUUCUGUAAUGUUGGAUGUAUUACUAAGAGGCAACGAGACAAGAAAGGCCUGGGGUUUAUACCGUGAUAUGAUUUCUGAUGGUCAUACACCGUCUUACACUCUGUAUGAGUUGAUGAUACUUGGACUUAUGAAGGAAAACAGGUCAGAUGACAUUCAGAAAACCAUCAGAGACAUGGAAGAAUUGUGUGGCAUGAACCCACUAGAGAUUUCAUCAGUGCUUGUUAAGGGCGAAUGCUUUGAUCUCGCUGCUAGACAGUUGAAAGUGGCUAUCACCAAUGGCUAUGAAUUGGAAAACGACACUCUAUUGUCUAUCCUGGGUUCCUAUAGUUCAUCAGGCAGGCAUUCAGAAGCGUUUGAGUUACUUGAAUUUUUGAAAGAGCAUGCCAGUGGAUCUAAAAGACUUAUAACUGAAGCUCUAAUUGUUCUACAUUGCAAGGUGAACAACUUAAGCGCUGCUCUAGAUGAAUAUUUCGCUGACCCAUGUGUUCAUGGCUGGUGUUUUGGCAGUUCCACCAUGUAUGAGACUCUAUUACACUGCUGUGUAGCAAAUGAACAUUAUGCUGAAGCUUCUCAGGUUUUCUCUGACCUGAGACUAUCUGGCUGCGAAGCUUCAGAAAGUGUUUGUAAAAGCAUGGUUGUUGUGUAUUGCAAGCUUGGCUUUCCAGAGACAGCUCAUCAAGUGGUUAAUCAGGCUGAGACAAAAGGCUUCCACUUUGCUUGUUCGCCUAUGUAUACUGAUAUCAUUGAGGCUUAUGGAAAACAAAAACUAUGGCAGAAAGCGGAGAGUGUGGUUGGCAACCUAAGACAAAGUGGACGAACACCUGAUCUGAAGACAUGGAACAGCUUGAUGUCGGCUUAUGCUCAGUGUGGCUGUUACGAGCGGGCAAGGGCUAUUUUUAACACUAUGAUGAGGGAUGGUCCGUCUCCUACUGUUGAAUCCAUCAAUAUUUUGUUGCAUGCUUUGUGUGUUGAUGGGAGACUCGAGGAGCUCUACGUUGUUGUUGAAGAAUUGCAAGAUAUGGGCUUUAAGAUUAGCAAAAGCUCCAUUCUCUUGAUGCUUGACGCAUUUGCCCGAGCUGGAAAUAUCUUUGAGGUAAAGAAGAUAUACAGUAGCAUGAAAGCUGCUGGUUACUUACCCACAAUCCGCCUUUAUAGGAUGAUGAUUGAGCUUCUCUGCAAAGGGAAACGAGUUAGAGAUGCUGAAAUUAUGGUCUCUGAAAUGGAAGAGGCCAAUUUCAAGGUUGAGCUUGCUAUAUGGAAUUCCAUGCUGAAGAUGUAUACGGCUAUCGAGGAUUACAAGAAGACAGUUCAAGUAUACCAGAGGAUAAAAGAAACUGGACUGGAACCAGACGAGACCACUUACAAUACUCUGAUUAUAAUGUAUUGUAGAGACAGACGACCAGAAGAAGGGUACUUGCUUAUGCAGCAAAUGAGAAAUCUUGGUUUGGACCCAAAACUGGACACAUACAAGAGCUUGAUCUCUGCUUUUGGUAAGCAAAAAUGCCUUGAACAAGCUGAACAACUGUUUGAAGAGCUUCUCUCAAAAGGUUUGAAACUAGACCGUUCAUUUUACCACACAAUGAUGAAAAUAUCCCGAGAUUCUGGAAGCGACUCCAAGGCAGAGAAGUUAUUGCAAAUGAUGAAGAAUGCGGGAAUAGAACCAACACUUGCUACAAUGCAUCUGCUUAUGGUUUCAUAUAGUUCUUCAGGAAAUCCCCAAGAAGCUGAAAAAGUUCUUAGUAACCUGAAAGACACAGAAGUGGAACUAACAACUCUGCCUUAUAGUUCAGUUAUUGAUGCUUACCUUCGGAGCAAAGAUUAUAACAGUGGAAUAGAAAGGCUUUUGGAAAUGAAGAAAGAGGGCCUAGAGCCAGACCACAGGAUAUGGACUUGCUUUGUUAGGGCGGCGAGUUUCUCCAAGGAAAAAAUUGAAGUCAUGUUGCUGCUUAAAGCUCUUGAAGAUAUUGGUUUUGAUCUUCCUAUCAGGCUUUUAGCUGGAAGACCUGAGUUGCUAGUUUCUGAGGUGGAUGGAUGGUUCGAGAAACUGAAAUCCAUAGAGGACAAUGCUGCUCUCAAUUUUGUUAAUGCUCUUUUGAAUCUUCUCUGGGCGUUUGAACUCAGAGCUACUGCAUCAUGGGUUUUCCAAUUGGGAAUCAAAAGGGGUAUCUUCAGUCUCGAUGUUUUUAGGGUGGCGGACAAGGACUGGGGUGCGGAUUUCAGAAGGCUGUCUGGAGGUGCAGCACUUGUUGCCCUGACGCUAUGGCUUGACCACAUGCAGGAUGCAUCACUGGAAGGCUACCCAGAGUCUCCAAAGUCAGUUGUCUUAAUCACAGGGACCGCAGAGUACAACGGUAUAUCCCUUGAUAAAACGCUAAAGGCGUGUCUUUGGGAAAUGGGUUCUCCAUUUCUUCCCUGCAAGACGAGAACGGGACUGCUAGUGGCCAAAGCUCACUCUCUCAGAAUGUGGUUGAAGGACUCGCCGUUCUGCUUCGACUUGGAGCUAAAAGACUCGGUGUCUUUACCAGAAUCAAACUCGAUGGACCUGAUUGACGGGUGUUUCAUAAGACGUGGACUUGUUCCUGCGUUUAACCACAUCAAAGAGAGACUUGGUGGAUUUGUGUCACCAAAGAAGUUUUCGAGACUGGCGUUGCUACCAGACGAGAUGAGAGAGCGAGUGAUAAAGACAGAUAUUGAAGGACAUAGACAGAAGUUAGAGAAGAUGAAGAAGAAGAAAAUGGGCAAUGAAACGAAUGGUAUUAACACUCGAAGGAAGUUCGUCAGAAGCAAGUGAUGUCAUGAUAUUGUACUCUCUUAUUAUAAAAUCUCAUUAGUGAUUAUUUGUAUACAGACAGUUUUGAUUUUCCUCUUUGUGGAUACUAAUUAGAAUAAGUGUUCAUGUAAUAUUUAUCGAUAGGGUUUAGUAAAUUAAACAGAGCUAUUGCGUCUAACAACCUUUUACCGUGAACGAAAAAAAAUGUAAUGCAUUCAACUACUCUUUCUACCAAUGCCUAGUUCAACUUAUUUAUUGUUGAGUUCAAGAUUUUUGUUGUCGUUGUUGUUAGAAUCAGUGACUAUUCUAAAGAUGUUUGGAUUACACAUAUUUAUACAUACAAUAAAUUUCAAAAUUUUCAAGAGCCAAAAAAACAACUAAUUUGGUGCAUCUUGGUUCUUAAUAGGAACAACUGCAGAUAUUUUCCUUCUCCUAGGCGUAAGUUUUUUUAAACCAGUGGUGUUGUUAGAUGUUUCUGCAACACUUUUGCGUCUUCGUUUUCGUUUCUCCUUUGCAUUGUCUUGGAUCUCGU
Molecule: messenger RNA, 4944 nt
Organism: Arabidopsis thaliana (thale cress)
Lineage: Eukaryota; Viridiplantae; Streptophyta; Magnoliopsida; Brassicales; Brassicaceae
Product: Pentatricopeptide repeat (PPR) superfamily protein
Exons: 4
Coding region: 111-4433 (1440 amino acids)
Cellular component (GO): chloroplast
Source: RefSeq, marked reviewed